Molecule: messenger RNA, 1000 nt
Organism: Dothidotthia symphoricarpi CBS 119687
Lineage: Eukaryota; Fungi; Ascomycota; Dothideomycetes; Pleosporales; Dothidotthiaceae
Exons: 1
Coding region: 427-909 (160 amino acids)
Source: RefSeq, a predicted model, not a curated record
CUAAACAGUAAGUGCAUCAACUUGUCUGCAUGUCCAGGACACCAUUGUUAUGCGCUGAGUUGAUACAUCAAGAUGCCAUACAUCUGGAUUCUAUCUAUCACACUACAUCCCCUCAAAAUACUCUACUGGAGGACUUUACUCUACAGCUUUCGCUUGGGAUCUAGUCGAUUUCUUCCAGGCGAUGUGAAUGAGAAUUCUUUCAGGUCACAUCAUCUGUUACCCGAACAUGGAAAUAGCAGGUUGUGUACCUGCUUCGAAGAAUUUGAGAUGCAAUGUUGCACAUGUUUGCAGAAUUGCGACUUCCCUGACAAGCAAGAAAUGCUAGAGUGCUAGAGUAUAGUAAGCGUCCAAGCACCUCACCUUUGUCAAAGAGAAAGAACUGCUCAAAUUUCCCCCGUCAUCUAUUGCCCCACAAUCAUCACGACUAUGGAGUCUAUUCCCACCGAGACCAAGCGAUGGAUCAUCAACAAAUUGAACAAGGAGAAAGGCUUGCCGUUCAAAGAACUCGCGACGCCUCCCGGAGGCCACAGCUUCUGGGACGAAUGGGCAACGGAGAUUGACGAGUCGCUGCCCGAGGGCCUCAUCUCGCGACUUCUUGACGCUACACCGCCGGACAUAGCGUCCUCAUCCUCACCACUAUCUCCGCCGCCGCCACCCGCAUCAUCUCCCACCGCGCAAACAAACACGAAGAAGCGCAAGAAGAAGAAGAAGUCCAAGAGUCAGAAGAAAAAGGAGAUGAAGCAGCGUGCCCUCCCCGCCAAAGCAACACGGGCCGCAGUAGCGCGCGGUGAAGUGUCACCACUUCAAUUGAAAAAGUUUUUUGGCAAUGAUGGACGGGCAGAAGAGAGGAUUGAGAGAAUCGGAGAGGAUUUGGCGCGCGGUCGCGAGCGGCCGGUGUUUGAGCGCUGAGGGAUUUUCGAGGCGGUCGAGUCGAGAGAUCGAUCCCUUUUUGCAGUGUCUGGGCCCUGUAACUGGGCUGGGAUUUGAUAGGCCGUUGACG